Triticum dicoccoides is the source of this 1307-nucleotide messenger RNA. RefSeq lists its product as uncharacterized. The record is from RefSeq and is a predicted model, not a curated record. The coding region runs from base 387 to 1097 and encodes 236 amino acids. Lineage: Eukaryota; Viridiplantae; Streptophyta; Magnoliopsida; Poales; Poaceae. The transcript is spliced from 2 exons.
UCCUCCUCCUCGCCGCCGCCAUUCCAAAUCCUCUCGGGAUCCUGGCCAAAUCCACUUAGUUUUUUCCCCAUCCACCCAAAUGGCAGCCUCCACCUCCCCUCCCGAUUCACCUCCAUCGAUCCCAACACCACCAAUCCACCCCGACGGACCUCGCUGGAGCUCCUUCCUUUUCCCCCUCUGCCCGAGCGCGCCCGUCCUCGCAGCCCCGCCGUGCCAGCUUCAACGCCCGCCUCCUCGACUACCUCGCGACGGCGACCUCGACAAGCUGCCGCCACCGGUGACCGAACCAGCAGCAACAUCGUCUCUCCUCCUCCGCUACCCCGAGCGUCCCUCUUGAGGCCCUGCUUCCUUGCGCUCCGUCGUCGCCCCGCUCGUCCAAGCCUCCUAUGUUCUCCGUUAUGGAUGCUGUCAUCCGAGCUCCUCAAGCCGACACCGUCCAGGGUCCCAACGACCUCGCCGUCCUGGCCUCCUCUGCCGUGCUGGUGAGCGUGACGCUGGAGCAUCGCAGGUCGCCGUGCCUCUGCCCAUCCUUCUCCUCCUCUCAUUCCCUCGCGUCUGUCUCUCCCUCUAAUUUCUCUCUUAUGCCCAGGGAGCCACCACCCGCGUCGCCGGAUUUCGCUGCCUUAGCCUCGGAUCCGUCCAUCUUCUCCGUUCCUCGCCUCUCCGCCUCCUGCCGUCCCUGUUGCCAUUGGACUGCGCCGCUGCAGGUAGCCACCUUGCCGCUCGCGCCGGACCUUUGCUCCUCGCGAGCCUGUUUUGACACAGCCGCUACUGCCGCCUUCUGCUACAGGAGGUCGCCCCGUCACGGCCUUGCCUCCGGCCAGAACCACCUGCCCUCGAUGCCUCUUGCUUGGAUCCAGCCGUCCCCGAAGCCAAGUGCCGCCGAUGACCUCCAUCUCCCUGCAUCGCACCUAGGCCCGCGCCACCUCCUUGUUUCGCUCUUGCACGAGCAAGACGACGGGCGCCUGAUCGAUCCGGAUGCACCGGUUGACCGCGAGGUCGACUGGGCCACGACCAUGUCGUGGCUGCAAGGCCCAGCGCCCUCCUUUACUUUGCCAUCGCCGUGGGCCGCCAGAUUCGCCGGCCUGUUCCACUGACUGGGCCUUGGCCCAUGGUGACGCAACCGAGCUCAAGGAGGAGCUCGAUGAAGAACGUGUUCGUUGUGAUGUUCCGUUUCAGUUGAUCAGCAGAGGAGCCCAGUUGGGGCGAUCGGGGAUCUAGCAUGAGGGGUUGUCUUCUUUUAUUUUGGUUCUAUAGUCGGACCUUGAUUGUAUUCUGGAUGAUGUAAUGCUAUAUUUAUGUAUUGU